AUGGAGCCAUCUUUGUCUCCCAGUGGGGCAGCACUCCCCCUUGCCCUGCCGCUGGCCCAGCCCCCACUGCCAGCUGCUGCAGUGGUACAUGUGUCCUUCCCUGAGGUUACCAGUGCUCUCCUGGAGUCUCUCAAUCAGCAGCGGCUACAAGGCCAGCUCUGCGACGUGUCCAUCCGAGUGCAGGGCCGAGAGUUCCGGGCUCAUCGUGCUGUCCUGGCUGCUUCUUCCCCUUAUUUCCAUGACCAAGUCCUACUCAAGGGUAUGACCUCCAUCUCACUGCCUAGUGUCAUGGAUCCAGGCGCCUUUGAGACUGUCCUAGCCUCUGCCUACACUGGUCGCCUCAGUAUGGCUGCUGCUGACAUUGUCAACUUCCUCACCGUGGGGUCUGUGCUACAAAUGUGGCACAUUGUGGAUAAAUGCACUGAGCUCCUCCGUGAAGGCCGGACCUCUGCUACCACCACCAUCACCACAUCAGCAGCCACCUCAGCCACUGUCCCCAGUGCUGGCAGCUUGACAGGCAGUGGUGGCACUGCUCCCCUGGGCUCUGUGCGCUCCCAUCCUUCCAGUCAAGCCAGUGAGAACCAGUCUCCUAGCAGCAGCAACUACUUCAGCCCCCGGGAAUCCACUGAUUUCUCAUCUUCCUCCCAAGAAGCAUUUGCAGCUUCGGCAGUGGGCAGUGGGGAGCGUCGAGGAGGAGGCCCCAUAUUCUCUGCCCCUGUGGUUGGCAGUGGUGGGGCUACUUCUGGAAAGUUGCUACUGGAAGCCGAUGAACUGUGUGAUGAUGGUGGGGAUGGCAGGGGGACAGGAGCUCCCGGGACUGGACUCCGUCGACCCACGUAUGCACCCCCCAGCAUCAUGCCACAGAAACACUGGGUAUAUGUGAAGCAAGGUGGAAACUGUCCAGCACCUGUACCACUGGUUCCUCAAGAUCCAGAUCUGGAGGAGGAGGAGGAAGAAGAUCUGGUGUUGACCUGUGAGGAUGAUGAAGAUGAAGAGCUGGGGGUUAACUCAGGGAUCCCAGCAGGAAGAGGACCUGAGGCUACUCUCAGCAUAAGUGAUGUCCGGACCCUGAGUGAGCCUCCAGACAAAGGGGAGGAGCAGGUUAACUUCUGUGAGUCCUCCAAUGACUUUGGCCCAUAUGAGAGUGGGUCAUCUGGGGCAGCGCUAGAUGAUUCAGGAGGGCCUACCCCCUCCUCUUACACGCCCUCUCACCCUCCACGGUCACUGCUUCCUCUGGACAUGCAAGGCAACCAAAUUCUGGUCUUCCCAUCCUCCUCCUCCUCUUCCCAGGCUCCAGGCCAGCCACCAGGGAACCAGGCAGAGCAUGGGGCAGUGACCCUGGGGAGCACAUCCGCAGGAAGCCUGAGCACACCAACAGCCACUAGUGGGGCAUCUGGGGGAACAGGUGGUGGGGAUGGCAAUAAGAUCUUCCUGUGUCACUGUGGGAAGGCUUUCUCACACAAGAGUAUGCGGGAUCGACACGUGAACAUGCACCUCAACUUGCGGCCCUUUGACUGUCCCGUGUGUAACAAGAAGUUUAAAAUGAAGCACCAUCUGACUGAGCACAUGAAGACACACACAGGCCUCAAGCCUUAUGAAUGCAGCGUCUGCGCAAAGAAGUUCAUGUGGCGGGAUAGCUUCAUGCGUCACAGGGGACACUGCGAGCGAUGGCACCGCCUGGGAGGGGGCGGGCCAGGAGGCGGGGCCGGGCCUGGGCCUCCCCCUGGGCCUCCAGCACAGCCCAAGCGAGAGUCCCACAAGGUGGGCGGGGGUAGUGGUGAAGAAACGAGUGGGGCCACUUCCCCACCCAGCCCAACAGUCUGGUCCUCAACCAGUGUUCACAAGGUGGAAAUGGGUUUCAAUGGGGGCGGGGGGACAAACUGA
Molecule: messenger RNA, 1884 nt
Organism: Elephantulus edwardii (Cape elephant shrew)
Lineage: Eukaryota; Metazoa; Chordata; Mammalia; Macroscelidea; Macroscelididae
Gene: ZBTB22
Product: zinc finger and BTB domain containing 22
Exons: 1
Coding region: 1-1884 (627 amino acids)
Biological process (GO): regulation of transcription by RNA polymerase II
Molecular function (GO): RNA polymerase II cis-regulatory region sequence-specific DNA binding; protein binding; DNA-binding transcription factor activity, RNA polymerase II-specific
Source: RefSeq, a predicted model, not a curated record